AUGCUGAGCGAGGAGGCCAUGCAGGCGGCGGUGGAGGAGGGCUCCGGCGGGGGGGGCAAGCUCUACAAGCCCCCGCAGCAGCCCCAGCCGCCGCCGCCGCCGCCGCCGCCGCAGCGCAGCCCCUACAGCGCGCUCAAGACCUUCCCCGGGGGGCGUCGGCCGGCGCUCAGCAAGCGCUACGAGCGGCCCACCAUGGUGGAGAUCCCGCAGGUGCGGGGGGGCGUCGGGCCCUUCCAACCGCAGCCCCUGACCGCCGUCGCCUCCUCUUCCUCGGCUCUGGGGGAGCCUCCCCCGUUGCCCUACCCGGCGCCCGGCCCCUUCCGCGCCUCCCACGGACCCCCGGCACGGAGUUCGGCCCCGCAACUGGGAGCCCAGGCGCCGGCUGCUGCCGCUGCCGCAGCCUCUUCCUCCUCCUCUUCCUCCUCCUCCUCCUCUUCCUCCUCCUCCUCUUCGGCCAGGUACGGCCAACAUCACCACCACCACCACCACCAUCACCACCAGGGGGCGCCGAGCAGCAGCAGCGGCGGCGGCGGCGGCGGCGGCGAGGGGACUCUGGAGCUGAGCGCAGAGAGCCGUUUGAUUUUGGAUGCUUUUGCCCAGCAGUGCAGCCGAGUCCUCAGUCUUCUAAACUGCGGUGGGAAACUCCUGGACAACCCCCGCCCUGCGCCACUGCCAUCCUGCGUGAAACAAGAGAGCCCGGCUUUUAACGAGAGGCCGGAGCACUGCCAACUUGGCAAAAUGGCCCACAGCCAGACUUCCGAACACUUCGACCUGGAAUUGCAGUACAUGCAGAAGAAGCAGCAGACGUCGGCUUUCCUGAGGGUCUUCACCGAUUCCCUCCAGAACUAUUUGCUUUCUGGAGGUUUCACCACGCAAAACCACGCCUCCUCCGCUGGGGAUUUUGGCCCUUUGGCUGACAUGGAGCCCCUCUCCACCUCUCCGGUUCACACGUUGGGGGGAUGGGCUUCUCCAGCGACGUCGGAGUCCCACGGCCACCCGUCGUCUUCCACACUUCCAGAGGAGGAGGAGGAGGAGGAGGAAGGCUACUGUCCUCGAUGCCAGGAGUUGGAGCAGGAGGUCAUUUCAUUGCAACAAGAAAAUGAAGAACUCCGGAGAAAGUUGGAGAGCAUUCCAGUGCCCUGCCAAACCGUUUUAGACUAUUUGAAGAUGGUCCUUCAGCAUCACAAUCAACUGAUGAUGCCUCAGGCGGUGGAGCAGCCGGCAGAGGGGAGCAAGCAAUUGCUGAACAAUUACCCCGUCUUCAUCACUAGCAAACAGUGGGACGAGGCCGUCAACUCCUCCAAGAAAGACGGGCGGCGUCUCCUUCGGUACCUCAUCAGAUUUGUCUUCACAACCGAUGAGCUUAAGUACUCGUGCGGCCUUGGGAAACGAAAAAGGUCAGUGCAGUCAGGAGACACUGGUCCUGAAAGACGCCCUCUGGAUCCAGUGAAAGUAACAUGUCUCAGAGAAUUCAUCCGGAUGCAUUGCACCUCUAACCCGGAUUGGUGGAUGCCUUCCGAAGAACAGAUCAACAAGGUUUUCAGCGAUGCGGUGGGACACGCCCGGCAAGGAAGGGCGGUGGGGACUUUCCUGCACAACGGGAACAUGUACUAUGAUGGGAUUGACCAACACAGUUGCCAUGAGGACCUCUUCGGUAGAGGUAUCCACGAUGGCUCUGGAGACUGA
Messenger RNA from Pseudonaja textilis, 1686 nucleotides. It is a transcript of the gene BEND4, whose product is annotated as BEN domain containing 4. The record is from RefSeq and is a predicted model, not a curated record. Lineage: Eukaryota; Metazoa; Chordata; Lepidosauria; Squamata; Elapidae. Gene Ontology annotation, molecular function: DNA binding.